This is a messenger RNA of Formica exsecta, 494 nucleotides long. RefSeq lists its product as uncharacterized. Lineage: Eukaryota; Metazoa; Arthropoda; Insecta; Hymenoptera; Formicidae. The record is from RefSeq and is a predicted model, not a curated record. The annotation marks the transcript as partial. The transcript is spliced from 3 exons.
UACUUUUUGUUUGCAGUAUAUUUGUUCCCAUGAGCGCCCUAAUAUGGCCGGAUAUCUUGCAAAUUAUUUUAUCCACAAACACAUCUCGACCACGUCAAUUGCAGGUUUUGACUGAAUAUUUUGUUGAUCAAGAAAGAUAUUUCUAUUAUUUGCUACUACAUAUAAAUGCAGCUGCUUGUAUAGGGCUUACUUCAGCGGUAGCAACAGGAACAAUGCUCAUCGCAUAUUUCCAAUAUAUGUGCGCUAUGUUUACAAUUGCUAGUUAUCGUAUCCAGAACGCAAUAAAGAUUCAAAUAUCGCAAGAUAUUAUCGUGCAGAACAAAAAUUUGGCUCAUAAUCGCAUAAAAAGUGCCGUAGAUAUUCAUCGAAAAGCCAUGGAGUUGUGCAUAUAUCUAAUAUCUAAAUUUGAGAUAUCAUUCUUCUUUUUAAUAAUAUUCGGAGUGAUGACUUUAAGCCUGAAUAUAUUUCGAGUAAGUUUUGUUUUUCAAUUAUAA